Quercus robur (English oak) is the source of this 4948-nucleotide messenger RNA. Its product is annotated as sister chromatid cohesion protein PDS5 homolog B. The transcript has 27 exons. Gene Ontology annotation, cellular component: chromatin; nucleus. NCBI's taxonomy places the organism in Eukaryota, Viridiplantae, Streptophyta, Magnoliopsida, Fagales, Fagaceae. The coding region runs from base 176 to 4201 and encodes 1341 amino acids. Gene Ontology annotation, biological process: mitotic sister chromatid cohesion; DNA repair. The record is from RefSeq and is a predicted model, not a curated record.
AAAAUUGAAAAAUCCUCACACUCCCACACUACUCUCUUACAAAAGCGCAAUUUUCGGAUUCGAGCAAAUGCGAAUGAGAACAGCGCGAACCACCAAAACCGAAAACCCUCUCUCUCACUCUCACUCUCACUCUUCUCCUCCCUAACCGAACUAGGGUUUCACCUUCACCGCUUCAAUGGCCGAGUCCGCGUUUCAACUCGUUUCCGAAAUCGGUACCCAACUCGGCCGCCAAACUCGCUCCGGCAAGGAUUCCCUACUCAAAUCGCUCAAACAAGCUGCAAAUGCUUUGUCAGAAAUUGAACAGCCUUCAACGUCCGAAGCUGCAAGGAAGUUAGAAGCUAUUAACAAUCUAGAAGUUUCCACAAAACCACUGAGGAAAGCAAUUGUACAUGGCCUUCUUCAGCAUAAAGAUAAGGAAGUUAGACUUCUAGUGGCCAUCUGUAUUAGUGAAAUAUUUCGGGUCAUGGCGCCUGAACCACCUUUUGAAGACAAAUAUCUUAGGGACAUUUUUAAGCUCAUUGUCAGUAUCUUUGCUGAGCUAGCUGAUACCGCAAGCCCACAUUUUUCAAGAAGAGUUAAAAUAUUAGAGACUAUUGCACGAUAUAAAUGUUGUGUUAUAAUGCUGGAUAUUCAUUGCAAUGAUCUGGUUUUGGAGACGUUUAAUACAUUUUUCUCAGUUGUGAGAGAAAAUCACCAGCGGAGUUUGAUUAAUCAUAUUAUUUCUAUAAUGACACAUAUUAUUAAUGAUGAUGAAGAAGAAGAAGAAGAAGCUUCUCAAACACGUUUGGUUUUGGAUGUGAUUUUGCGGAAACUUGUAAAUGAUGGAAAGGGUGCACCGUGUGCUUAUCAGCUUGCUGUUUCUAUCAUCCAAAAUUGUGCAGAAAAGCUUGAGCCAUUUAUCUGUGGGUUUUUAACAAAAUGUAUUCGGGAUAGAGAUGCUGUAGAGAAUGAGCUCAAAGAAUUUUACCAUGAAAUUAUUUUUCAAGUUUUCCAGUGUGCACCUCAGAUUCUUCUUGCUGUCAUUCCAAACUUGACUCAUGAAUUACUGACUGAUCAAGUUGAUGUCCGAAUAAAAGCUGUUAAUUUAGUUGGGAAACUUUUUGCACUGCCCAAACGGCAUGUUGCACAACAUUACCGUGAUCUUUUCUUAGAGUUUUUGAAAAGAUUCUCUGAUAAAUCUGUGGAAGUUAGAGUGAGCGCUCUACAAUGUGUUAAAGCUUUCUACAUGGCCAGUCCUUCUGGAACAGAAUCUCAUGAAGUUAUCACUGCCCUUGAAGAUCGAUUGCUAGAUUUUGAUGAUAAAGUGAGAACACAAGCAGUGAUUGUUGCCUGUGAUCUUGCCCAGUCGAACCUGAAAUUUGUUCCCCCCAAAUUAAUAUCUCAAACUUCUGAAAGACUUCGGGAUAAGAAGAUAAUUGUUAGAAAGAAGGCCUUCCAUAAAUUGAUAGAAGUAUAUCGAGAUUAUUGUAAUAAAUGUUCUGAAGGCCAUAUGACAAUAAGUGACCACUUUGAACAGAUUCCAUGUAAAAUUUUGAUGCUGUGCUUUGAUAAAGAUUGCAAGGAGUUCAGGUCCCAAAACAUGGAGCUUGUUCUUGCAGAGGAUUUAUUUCCCGUUCUUCUUUCAGUUGCGGAGAGGACAAGGCACUGGAUCCAUUUAUUUUCUCUUUUCACCCCUCUUCAUGUAAAGGCAUUGAACUCUAUCUUAUCCCAGAAAAGAAGGUUGCAAAAGGAGAUGCAAAGUUAUUUGGCUCUACGAGAGAAAGAGAAGGAGACUAGUUCAGAAGAGAUGCAGAAGAGAAUCAAAACUUCAUUUAUGAAAAUGGCUGCAUUGUUUCCUGAUCCUUCGAAAGCAGAAGACUCCUUUCAUAAACUGAACCAAAUGAAAGAUAAUAAUGUCUUCAAUUCUCUGGCACUAUUAUUGGAUGAGCUGAAAAUUGUUAAUGCUCAGACCAUAAGAGAUAAAUUUUUGAAAACAGUAGGUGAUAGACAUCCACAUUUUGAGUUUUUGAGUUCACUAUCCUCAAAAUGCUCGCAUAAUAUAUUUGGUUCUGAGCACAUCCAAUGUAUUUUGGAGCAUCUUUCUGGUAACAGAUAUGGAACUAAGCUCCUGGAGGCUUCUUCUGCCAAACUUCUUCUGGCUAUCAUCAGCAUUUUCCCCUCACUCCUGAGGGGUUCAGAAGCGCAACUUCGAAUGUUAAUAGAGGAGAACAGGAAAAUUAAUGAUAAGCUGAUUGAAGUGUUAGCAAAAGCGGCACCUCAUAUAUCUGUAAAACUCAGUGAUAUAUACCCAAUCUUGGAGAGAGUUUGUCGUGAGGGAAGUCGCAUUGAGGCCAAAUUUUCUGUUGCUGCAAUUGCAGCAUUUGGUGGUGUUUCGGAGCAAUUUGUUUUUUCAAAAUUAUGCAAGGAUCUAGUUGUUUCUCUGCAUGCUGGGCAGAAUAUUCCAACAGUAUUGCAGUCUUUGGGCUGUGUUGCGCAAUACUCUGUUUCAGCAUUUGAGGCUCAAGAUGGAGAGAUCACAUCAUAUAUCUAUGAGAAAAUUUUUCGAGUGGAUUCAUCAGAUAAUAUAAAUUCAUAUAAUGAUGCUUUUGGUUGUACUAGUUCCUGCAAAUUGAAGAUUUAUGGGCUGAAAACACUUGUCAAAAGGUUUUUACCACAUCAAGGAACUCAUGCCAGACGGCAAAUUAAUGAAUUGUUGGACAUUUUGUCAAACAUGUUGCAAAAGGGAGAUGCUUUUGAUGGUAUCAUCACAUGUGAAAGUGAUAAGGCUCACAUGAGAUUAGCUGCUGCCAAGUCUGUUCUUCAGCUUUCCAGAAGAUGGGAUUUGCAUAUUUCACCAGAGAUUUUUCGCUUUACAAUUUUAGUAGCAAAGGACUCAUCUUUGUUUGUUCGGAGAUUUUUUCUUGAUAAAAUGCACAAACUAUUGAAGGAGCAUGUUAUUCCUAGUAGAUAUGCUUGUGCUUUUGCAUUGGGCACCUCAGACUGUCUCAAAGAUCUUCAGGAUGAUUCAUUUAAAUAUAUGGCAGAAUUUAUCAAGGAAUACAGUAGAGAAGCUCGAAUCCGUCAAACUUCUUCUGCGCAAGGAGGAACAAUCACCGAUUAUCCAGCGUACAUAGUGGUAUUCUUGAUAUAUUUUCUUGCUCAUGAUACAGGCUUUCCAUCUGAAAACUGUCCAGAGGAAGAAAUAUAUGCCCAGUUUUGCAGUCCACUUUUUAAUUUAUUGGAGGCAUUAGUCAAUGUUACUGUUGUUGAUGGGGACAUGGAUCUUGUUAAUGAUGCUCUCUUACUUCUGCUCAGUAUUUUUCGGGCCAUUAAGAAAGCCGAGGAUGUUGUUGAUGCUCGGAAUACUCCAAGGUUGCACAUCAUAGCAGAUUUUGGGUUCUCCUUUCUAAAAUCAUUAAAUCAUAAUGAUGCCUCCUCAGCCCAUGCCCCAGCACUGAUCUUGCUGCCAUCAUCAUUCUUUCGAGCAUAUUCAGGAUGUCUCAAUCAGUCCCCUUUCAAUGACUGUUUUAUUAAGAAGGUUGUUCAGAUGUUUAAAUCUCAUCUCUCUCUGCCUAUUACUGCUCUUCCCAAACAUGGUCGGAAGUGCCAAGAGGAUAACACAAAGUUAGCGAUUAUUAAGAGCAACACAUUGUGCUUGGCACCUAGUGAGAAAGUUGAUUUGUCCACAACUGAAGUUGAAACCAGAAAAAAUAUGAGGCAGGAUAUUACUGUGGGACAUAGGCAAAAACAGGCAGUCAGUUCUGAAUCAGUUCGAUUGCGUGAGUGUUCUAUAAAUCACCAACAUAGUGCAUCUAAAAAGUCCAAACGAGUUCUAGAGAAAGAGCCGCUCUCAUCUUGUGAUUCUGUAACUCGACUUUCUCUGGCUGAAUCACAUAUUGCAGUUCAAACUCUAGAAAGAGAUGCCCUUUCUUUGAAAGAAAAUGUCAGGGCAAGUAGCAAUGUUGUUUCUGAUCCUCCCAAAUAUUCCAAAGCCGAGGCCAAAGACACUUGCAGCUUAAAUGAAUCUAAUAAUAAGAGUGAGACUUUAAUUGGACAGCGGAUCAAGGUGUUAUCUCCAAUCGAUAGAUGUUUCUAUUCAGCCAUGGUGGAUGGUUAUAAUUCUCAAAACAAUACUCACAAGAAAGAAGGGCAAGAAAACUAUGUUCAGUACCCAACAAAUAUAUAUUGGGAAAUAGGGCUGAUACUUCUGAUGAUAUGUUAGUUCUUUGGUUGGUGGGACAUUGUUAAAUUUAAUGGAUUAUGGUUUAAGAUAGGGAAAAUUGCUUUUUAAACCCUAUAUUUUAGGGGUGGUUUCAAAUUAAACCCUAUACUUCCAAAAUUUUCAAUUAAACCCUAAAGUUUAAGGCUGUUACAAAUUAAACUGCAUUGUUACUUUAGUUUUAAAUCGAAUUAUGAACUUUUAAAUUAUAAAGCCCCAAUCAAACCCAAAAAUACCAGGGUUUGAAUUGAUAUGAUUUCAAAAGUUCACGGUUCAGUUUGAAAUAGCAAAAAUGUAAGGUUUAAUUUGUGACUGUCUUAGACUUCAAAUUUUUGUCAUUUAUCUUUUUGACUAAGAAUUACAAUAGUAUGUGCUUAAAGAAUUAUGUAGAUAUCCGUGUCGUAUUUUAUUCUAGUUUCCAAGAAUUGGCGUAUUGAUUCUGUAUUGUAUCAUGUGCGUGUCUUGUAUCAGUAUCACUGUUCUCUAGGAUUCAAGUCACAGCUACAUUUUAUUAUAUACACAUGUAUGAGGUAGUGCAUAUUUUACCUAAAUUUGUUUUUCCAUUAAACAAUAAACAUAGCAAUAGUAUUUUUAGGUAGAUACGCCAAUCUUAAAUCAGUUUUAAGUACAAGAUCUGGAGCUGACAGACUGGUUUGAGUGGAGAAAAAAACGGUGAUUGAACUUAAAAUCUUGUUGGUAGAUAAGUUAUUCUGGAAGUUAAAUAGAUAGAGCUCUUUCACAGUCCACUUG